AUGGUAGGCACAGCAGAUGCGGGCGUCUAUAAACCAGACGUGGUUAAACAACCAUCUGAUAAAGAAUUUGUGAAGGGUGAUCCAGAGUGGGUGGCUGUGUUCUUUAAAUACAUGACUCAGGUGUUGGCAGAUGGUAGAUUUACUGGAAUCCCCUUUGAUGUGAUUGGUGGAGGUUUGACAGGAGCUGGAGAGGGCCUGAGACGUUUACAGAGAGGAUAG
This is a messenger RNA of Botrytis sinoallii, 219 nucleotides long. RefSeq lists its product as uncharacterized. NCBI's taxonomy places the organism in Eukaryota, Fungi, Ascomycota, Leotiomycetes, Helotiales, Sclerotiniaceae. The transcript has a single exon. The coding region runs from base 1 to 219 and encodes 72 amino acids. The record is from RefSeq and is a predicted model, not a curated record.